UGGUAUUGGCAGGAUGAGAUACGACCGCCACACCUGUGCCCAGAUUGCUUCUGAGGGUAUAUAGACCAGGGUCCUGGGCCGGUCUUCUUCACUCGCUGGGAUCCUCCACUUCGCAACAGUCGCCCAGAAAUGCGGCGAACUCGCUUAGUGAUCCUGCCCGGUGCAAAGUGUCUGACGCGGCUAUGCUGCCUGCUGUUGUACCUCGCGUGUCCCAACAUCUGCGCGUUGGGCCGCGAGCAGCCGCAGUGCAUCAUUCCUGACCUCAACACCCCGCUGCUAGACAACAUCGUACUAGAAAAUGAUGACCCAGGAGAAAACAGAAUAUUCAGGACGACCGGAUGUGAUCUAACUUACGCGGACCUGCUUAUGACUAGGAACUCUACGUGGAAAGGAAGUGAAAGCAAUGCAUUUGUUUGUCUAUCAAAAAACAAACUACCUCUGAAACAUCACACUACUGAUACAAUCGAAAUUUUGAGUGUAGCAAACCCAAAACAGAUUGAUCGGAAGAACACAUUGGUGAAUUCCUCAAUAUUACGAAAAACAAGAAUGCUGUCCAGUGGACGGUACGAAACAAUGGAACAGCCGGCUGUUGACUCCAGAAAACGCCAGGAUCUGCAAUCUGAGCAACUAAGACGAUCAUCUAAAUCAGAGCAACGUCUGCCACAACUUACAGAGCGACUCCAAGCAAUCCGAGUGGAGAAUCGUGGUACCCAAUCGCCCCAAGUUAGACGACAUGAAACACAACUCCUAGCAGAACUUCGGGGAGACCGAUCACAUUCACUUGAACAUCGUGACGUGCGAAGACUCAUAGCACAGCGCCGAGACACACGAUCACUCUCUUCUGGACGAAUCUAUGCGCGAACGCUCUUGGCGGAACAUCGAGACACACGACUAUCUUCACCAGAACGCCGUGAAGAUCGAACAUACUUGACAGAACGUCGAGACAUUGCUGAGCGGCGUGAAGCACGAUCCCUCGCAAAACAACGACAUGAAGUACGAAUUUCACCAGCAGAGUGGCGUGAAGCACGCCCAAUUUCAGUAGAACGGCGUGAAUCACGGUUACUUGAAGCAGAACGACGUGAAGUACAAGUGUCUCAAGCUGAACGACGUGAUGUACGAGUUUCUCCAUCUGAGCGGCGUGAUACAAGGUCACUUGUAUUCGAACGACGUGAAGGACGAAUUUCUCCUGCUAAACGACGGGAAGUACGAGUUACUCCAGAUGAGCGGCGUGAAGCACGAUCAAUCGCAGAAAAACACCGUGAAUUAAGACUGUCUCCAUCUGAACGACUUGUAGUACGAAUGUCUCCAGCUGAACGGCGAGAAGCACAGAUACUCGCAGUUGAACAACAUCAAGUACAAAUUUCUCCAGCUGAACGACGUGAAGCACGGUCUCUCACAGAACAAAAACGAAUGGUUCCAACUGAACGACGUGACGUACGAAUGGCUCCAGCUGAACGACGUGAAGCACGGUCACUCGCAGAACAACGUGAGUUACGAAUGGCUCCUGCUAAACGACGUGAAUCUCAAUUGUCUCAAGCUGAACGGCGUGAAACACGGUCCCUCUCAGAAGAACGACGAGAGUUACGAAUGGCUCCAGCUGAACGACGUGAAUCUCAAUUGUCUCGAACUGGACGGCGUGAAACACGAUCCCUCUCAGAAGAACGACGAGAGUUACGAAUGGCUCCAGCUGAACGAUAUGAAGUCCGAGUUACUCCAGCAGAGCGGCGUGAAAAACGUUCCCUCUCAGAAGAACGACGAGAGUUACGAAUGGCUCCAGCUGAACGACGUGAAGUCAGAAUUACUUCAGCUAAAUGGCGUGAAGCACGAUCAGUCACUGAAGAACGACGUGACUUACGACUGGCUCCAGCUGAACGACGUGAAUCUCAAUUGUCUCAAACUGAGCGGCGUGAAACACGUUUCCUCUCGGAAGAACGACUUCAUGUUCGUCUGUCUCCAUCUGAACGUCGUGAAAUACGAGUUACUCCAGUUGAACGCCGUGAAGCACGGUCACUCACAGAACAACGUGAGUUACGAAUGGCUCCUGCUGAACGACGUGAAUCUCAAUUAUCUCGAACUGAGCGGCGUGAAACACGGUCCCUCUCAGAAGAAAGACGAGAGUUACGAAUGACUCCAGCUGAACGACAUGAAGUCCGAGUUACUCCAGCAGAGCGACGUGAAAGACGUUCCCUCUCAGAAGAACGACGAGAGUUACGAAUGGCUCCAGCUGAACGACUUGAAUCUCAAUUGUCUCGAACUGAGCGGCGUGAAACACGGUCCCUCUCAGAAGAACGACUUCAUGUUCGUAUGUCUCCAUCUGAUCGUCGUGAAAUACGAGUUACUCCAGUUGAACGCCGUGAAGCACGGUCACUCGCAGAACAACGUGAGUUACGAAUGGCUCCUGCUGAACGACGUGAAUCUCAAUUAUCUCGAACUGAGCGGCGUGAAACACGGUCCCUCUCAGAAGAAAGACGAGAGUUACGAAUGACUCCAGCUGAACGACAUGAAGUCCGAGUUACUCCAGCAGAGCGACGUAAAAGACGUUCCCUCUCAGAAGAACGACGAGAGUUACGAAUGGCUCCAGCUGAACGACUUGAAUCUCAAUUGUCUCGAACUGAGCGGCAUGAAAUACGUUCCCUCUCAGAAGAACGACGUCAAGUUCAUGUGUCUCCAGCUGAACGAAGUGAAAUACGAGUUACUCCAGUUGAACGCCGUGAAGCACGGUCACUCGCAGAACAACGUGAGUUACGAAUGGCUCCAGCUGAACGACGUGAAUCUCAAUUGUCUCGAACUGAGCGGCGUGAAACACGGUCCCUCUCAGAAGAACGACGUCAAGUUCGUAUGUCUCCAUCUGAACGAAGUGAAAUACGAGUUACUCCAGUUGAACGCCGUGAAGCACGGUCACUCGCAGAACAACGUGAGUUACGAAUGGCUCCAGCUGAACGACGUGAAUCUCAAUUGUCUCGAACUGAGCGGCGUGAAACACGGUCCCUCUCAGAAGAACGACGUCAAGUUCGUAUGUCUCUAUCUGAACGAAGUGAAAUACGAGUUACUCCAGUUGAACGCCGUGAAGCACGGUCACUCGCAGAACAACGUGAGUUACGAAUGGCUCCAGCUGAACGACGUGAAUCUCAAUUGUCUCGAACUGAGCGGCGUGAAACACGGUCCCUCUCAGAAGAACGACUUCAUGUUCAUAUGUCUCCAUCUGAACGUCGUGAAAUACGAGUUACUCCAGUUGAACGCCGUGAAGCACGGUCACUCGUAGAACAACGUGAGUUACGAAUGGCUCCUGCUGAACGACGUGAAUCUCGAUUAUCUCGAACUGAGCGGCGUGAAACACGGUCCCUCUCAGAAGAACGACGAGAGUUACGAAAGACUCCAGCUGAACGACGUGAAUCUCAAUUGUCUCGAACUGAGCGGCGUGAAACACGGUCCCUCUCAGAAGAACGACUUCAUGUUCGUAUGUCUCCAUCUGAACGUCGUGAAAUACGAGUUACUCCAGUUGAACGCCGUGAAGUACGGUCACUCAUAGAACAACGUGAGUUACGAAUGGCUCCUGCUGAUCGACGUGAAUCUCGAUUAUCUCGAACUGAGCGGCGUGAAACACGGUCACUCGCAGAACAUCGUGAGUUACGAAUGGCUCCAGCUGAACGACGUGAAUCUCAAUUGUCUCAAACUGAGCGGCGUGAAACACGGUUCCUCUCAGAAGAACGACUUCAUGUUCGUCUGUCUCCAUCUGAACGUCGUGAAAUACGAGUUACUCCAGUUGAACGCCGUGAAGUACGGUCACUCAUAGAACAACGUGAGUUACGAAUGGCUCCUGCUGAACGACGUGAAUCUCGAUUAUCUCGAACUGAGCGGCGUGAAACACGGUCCCUCUCAGAAGAAAGACGAGAGUUACGAAUGACUCCAGCUGAACGACAUGAAGCCCGAGUUACUCCAGCAGAGCGACGUGAAAGACGUUCCCUCUCAGAAGAACGACGAGAGUUACGAAUGGCUCCAGCUGAACGACGUGAAUCUCAAUUGUCUCGAACUGAGCGGCGUGAAACACGUUCCUCUCAGAAGCGACUUCAUGUUCGUAUGUCUCCAUCUGAACGUCGUGAAAUACGAGUUACUCCAGUUGAACGCCGUGAAGCACGGUCACUCGCAGAACAACGUGAGUUACGAAUGGCUCCAGCUGAACGACGUGAAUCUCAAUUGUCUCGAACUGAGCGGCGUGAAACACGGUCCCUCUCAGAAGAAAGACGAGAGUUACGAAUGACUCCAGCUGAACGACAUGAAGCCCGAGUUACUCCAGCAGAGCGGCGUGAAAGACGUUCCCUCUCAGAAGAACGACGAGAGUUACGAAUGGCUCCAGCUGAACGACGUGAAUCUCAAUUGUCUCGAACUGAGCGGCGUGAAACACGUUCGCUCUCAGAAGAAAGACGUCAAGUUCAUUUGUCUCCAGCUGAACGCCGUGAAAUACGAGUUAUUCCAGUUGAACGCCGUGAAGCACGGUCACUCGCAGAACAACGUGAGUUACGAAUGGCUCCAGCUGAACGACGUGAAUCUCAAUUGUCUCGAACUGAGCGGCGUGAAACACGGUUCCCUCUCAGAAGAAACGACGUCAAGUUCAUAUGUCUCCAACUGAACGCCGUGAAAUACGAGUUACUCCAGUUGAACGCCGUGAAGCACGGUCACUCGCAGAACAACGUCAGUUACGAAUGGCUCCAGCUGAACGACGUGAAGCACAAUUGUCUCGAGCUGAGCGGCGUGAAACACGUUCCCCUUCAGAAGAACGACGUCAAGUUCGUAUGUCUCCAGCUGAACGUCGUGAAACACGAUCACUCACAGAAGAACGUGAGUUACGAUUGGCUGCAGCUGAACGACGUGAAUCUCAAUUGUCUCGAACUGAGCGGCGUGAAACACGGUCCCUCUCAGAAGAAACGACGAGAGUUACGAAUGUCUCCAGCUGAACGUCGUGAAAUCCGAAAAGACGUGAGUUACGAAUGGCUCCUGCUGAACGACGUGAAUCUCGAUUAUCUCGAACUGAGCGGCGUGAAACACGGUCCCUCUCAGAAGAACGACGAGAGUUACGAAUGGCUCCAGCUGAACGACGUGAAUCUCAAUUGUCUCGAACUGAGCGGCGUGAAACACGUUCCCUCUCAGAAGAACGACUUCAUGUUCGUAUGUCUCCAUCUGAUCGUCGUGAAAUACGAGUUACUCCAGUUGAACGCCGUGAAGCACGGUCACUUGCAGAACAACGUGAAUUACGAAUGGCUCCUGCUGAACGACGUGAAGCACAAUUGUCUCGAGCUGAGCGGCGUGAAACACGUUCCCCUUCAGAAGAACGACGUCAAGUUCGUAUGUCUCCAGCUGAACGUCGUGAAACACGAUCACUCACAGAAGAACGUGAGUUACGAAUGGCUCCAGCUGAACGACGUGAAGCACAAUUGUCUCGAGCUGAGCGGCGUGAAACACGGUUCCCCUUCAGAAGAACGACGUCAAGUUCGUAUGUCUCCAGCUGAACGUCGUGAAACACGAUCACUCACAGAAGAACAACGUGAGUUACGAAUGGCUGCAGCUGAACGACGUGAAUCUCAAUUGUCUCGAACUGAGCGGCGUGAAACACGGUCCCUCUCAGAAGAACGACUUCAUGUUCAUAUGUCUCCAUCUGAACGUCGUGAAAUACGAGUUACUCCAGUUGAACGCCGUGAAGCACUGUCACUCGUAGAACAACGUGAGUUACGAAUGGCUCCUGCUGAACGACGUGAAGCACAAUUGUCUCGAGCUGAGCGGCGUGAAACACGUUCCCCUUCAGAAGAACGACGUCAAGUUCGUAUGUCUCCAGCUGAACGUCGUGAAACACGAUCAGUCACAGAAGAACAACGUGCGUUACGAAUGGUUCAAGCGGAACUACGUGAAGCUCAAUUGUCUCGAACUGUGCGGCGAGAAACACGUUCCCUCCCAGAAGAACGACGUCAAAUUCGUAUGUCUCUAUCUGAACGACGUGAAAUACGAGUUACUGCAGUUGAACGCCGUGAAGCACGGUCACUCGCAGAACAACGUGAGUUACGAAUGGCUCCAUCUGAACGACGUGAUGUCCGAGUUACUCCAGCUGAGCAGCGUGAGACACGAUCAGUCACAGAAGAACGAAGUGAAUUACGAUUGACUCCAGCUGCACAACGUGAAGUCCGAGUUACUCCAGCUGCACAACGUGAAGCUCAAUUGUCUCGAACUGAGCGGCGUGAAAGACGGUCCCUCUCAGAGGAACGACGAGAGUUACGAAUGGCUCCAGCUGAACGACGUGAAGCUCAAUUGUCUCGAGCUGAGCGGCGUGAAACACGUUCUCUCUCGGAAGAACGACGUCAAGUUCGUAUGUCUCCAUCUGAACGACGGGAAGUACGAGUUACUCAAGCUGAGCGCCGUGAAGCACGAAUUUCUUUGUCAGAACAUCGUUACAGUCUAAUAGAACGUCGUGUAACCCGAUCUUCUUUGGCACACUUACUUGGAUCAGAACAAAAAGAACUAUCUUCUCUAUUAGAACGUAGUCAUGACCGAUUUUCCGUUGCAGGACGCCAUGAGGACCGUAUUAUACCGGUAACUCGACGUGCGUUAUCCUCAGGACGACAUUAUGCCAGUUCUGCUAUUUCUAAACUACAUGACACCCGACUAUCCUCAAUGGAACAUCGAAAUCGGCGAUUUACCGUUGCAGAACACCGUAUCUUAUCGUCUCUGGAGUCUAAGAAUUCGUUAAUUUCGGACCUAAAGUAUCAAUCUCUGGUCUCCUAUAUCUUGGAUUCACAAGUUAUUAAAAGCUCAUAUGAAAACAUUUUGCACAAUAACUGGCUUCAGGUUGUUACAGCAAUCCUGUACGUUCUGGCAAUUUCCUCGAUGCAGUGGAACAUUUACGAGGACGACUUGAAAAAACAAAAAUCAAACAAUUCUGGAACUGAAACCUUCAAAUGGACUACAAGACUGGCUGGCUGUGUCUCUCGUGCCCUCUACACAACAAGUAACUAAUCUCUCUUCGACAAUGUGGACAUCCUAUCGAUACUCAUUAAAUGUCUGUAGUCUAGUCGUCCAUUCCUAUCGUAAAAAGUAGUGGCAGCUAUACCUUAUUGUAAAUUCAAUUUAUUAAGUACUAUCUUAAUGUUUCAAAAAUUAGCCAAACCUAGAAAAGAGUUUUCUUCUAUUAUGUGCUACACUAUACACAGUUACCCUCACUUUCGACUGCUUUGACUCAACAAUACGUUGUAAAAACUGUAAAAUAUUGUUAUUUAUGUAGUCCAAUAUUUUUGAUAGAACCAAAAUAUAUAGGAGAGAGGAUUGAACAAUGUGAUAUUAGAGUUAGAAGUUAAGAUGUUGUACAUCUACAGUUUACGGGAUAAGGUAACAAGUUUAAGAAUGUUUUAACCUAUAACUGGUUUCAAUGUUUUUAGCUUCAAGCAAUAUACUUCCCAAAGGAAUCCAGUACCUAAACGUUAGAUUAACCUUUGUUCUCUUUACUAAUGUACACAUUAGAACAGGUUUUAUUCAUAGACUCGUUUUAUAAGCUGUUAUAUUUUAGUACCAAAAUCAAUAAGGAUAUGUUAAUUUUGUAAACUUUAAUACACGUAUUGAAAUUGUACUUAGAAUUCAAAUAUUUAUAUAUAUUUAUUCUUAUAAUAGUUCCUUAGCAUGCGAACCUGCAUAGUGUGUUACCCCAAGUUGAUAUAAUAGUAGUAUUUAUAUUAAAUGUAAGCAAAUUA
Molecule: messenger RNA, 7727 nt
Organism: Homalodisca vitripennis (glassy-winged sharpshooter)
Lineage: Eukaryota; Metazoa; Arthropoda; Insecta; Hemiptera; Cicadellidae
Product: trichohyalin-like
Source: RefSeq, a predicted model, not a curated record